CCGCAGUCUGGCCUGGGUGAACCUGUUCAACCUGGCUGACGUGGCCUCCUACCUGCUGGCGCUGGCGUUGUGGGCGGUGCAUGUGCGGUGCGGCUCCAUGCCCGCCAGCAGCUGGUUCAGCGGCGCACUGGCGUUGCAGCACGUGCUGCUGUGGAGCAAGCUGCACUACUACGCGCGCGUGCUGACCCCCACUCGCGGCGGCUUUAAUGACACCAUCCGCAUGGUGCUCGCGGAGAUCCGCUCCUUCCUGGGCUUCGUGGGGCUCGUCAUGAUGGGCUUCGCGUUCGCAUUCUACUGCCUGUUCAGGCAAGACCGGGAGGAGUUCUCCGACUUCUCCACCCUGUGGCACUCCUUCGCCGCCAUGUUCGCAUACAUGCUGCAGAUGUUCGACUACUCCGUGCUGUACAACUCCACGCACCCCAUCCUGGCCAUGGUGCUGUUCAUGUCGUACGAGCUGAUGGUGGCGGUGCUGCUGCUCAACAUCAUGAUCGCGCUCAUGACGGCCUCCUUCGCGCGCGUGUCGGCGGAUGAGGGGCUGCGCUACCUCAUCUACAAGGCGGAGGUUAUCGACGAGCUAGAGAGCACCCUGCCCCGCUGGCUGCUGCGGCCCGCCUGGUACCCCCACUUCGUGCACGUGCUCAAGAUCAGUCCGCGCUCCACCUACGAGAUCAACCUGAACAGCGUGUGGAGCGGCAUCGGCAGCCUGCAGUCGUCGCUCAUGAACGCACAGCAGGAGACCCGGUUGCGUGUUGAGGCGCUGGAGGGCAAGGUGGACAUCAUCGACCAGAAGCUCUCAGCGGCGGUGCGCCUGCUGGCGUCCAGGCUGCUCACGCACAGCGAGCUGGCCGCCGCGCUGUCCAUGGAGGAUGACGUGGCGGAGGCCGCCAGCGGCAGCAGCGGGGAGCAGGAGCAUCUGCUGCGGGAUCUCGAACUGUACGGCAGCGGCGGGGAGGAGGGAGAUCCGGAUCCAGAGGCUUGGCGGGAUGCCGAGCUGGAUCCGCGGCGGGACGAGCAGGAG
Astrephomene gubernaculifera is the source of this 1018-nucleotide messenger RNA. Lineage: Eukaryota; Viridiplantae; Chlorophyta; Chlorophyceae; Chlamydomonadales; Astrephomenaceae. The record is from the annotation of a GenBank genome assembly.